CGUUGUAAGAGUGACAGUAGGGCGUAGCCUGUUAAGACCAACGGAACUGACGAAGGAAACAUACUCGUUUGCGUUUUAGCAUGACUACACAACAUAUAAAUAACUACGCGAAGUUCAGCUAGUCUCUUCUUUCGUAACGUCGUAGCGCUGAAUUAUUUCCACAAUCAACACUCACUGCAGAUGAUUUCGUAUUAGGAAGUCAAGGUUUGAUUCAACUGUUGAACGUGCCAAGCUGCAGACUACAGGCUCUGGAAUAUUUCUCUACUAAUUAAAUUCUUAAUAACUCAGCUAAUAGGGUCAUUACAAACAGUGACGUGAUAUUUAUUUAUCUUCUCAUCAUUCGCCCUCAACAAGAAAUGUCGAUCACGUUCUCAGUUGGUGACAGUGUUUCAUUUGUGAAUAGCGAGUAGUUGGCAGCCGUGCAGUGCUGAAGUUCGUAAAAUAGAACUGCGUAAAAUCAGAUAGCGGUAUAUAAACUUCAGUGACGAAAACUGGUAGUGUGUGUUUGUUAGUUGUAUUUGCGGACAGCAAAUGUGACAGCUGACGCUGCGCCAAUAAACAACGACAGUGCCCUCAGAAAUUUCGAGACAGUCGCACGAAUGAUACGAGAAGACCUGUUGAAAAUGACGCCUGUGAAGACGAAAUACACGAAAGAAGAAAUCAGUAUGUGGACGCCUCUGCAGUUUGCAGAGGUGACAGGUGCCUGGGAUUUCGUCGAAAGGAUGCUGCGAGCCGGAAAAUCGUUGCGGGAGCUGAAGGUGCUGCCGGAAGCGCUGAAGAGCACGAGCGAGGCCGUGAAGCUGGUGAACGUCUUCUGCGAAAACGAGCACUUGUCGCUGCUGAGGUACGCGCUGUCGGAGCAGCCGGAGGUGGCCGGGGCGCGGGCCGAGUCGGGGCUGACGCCGCUGCACGUGGCGGCGGGCCGCGGGCGGACGGCGGCUCUGCGGCUGCUGCUGCUGCGGAGCGGCGCUGGCCACGUGGAGGCGGGCGACCGCUGGGGCCGCACGGCGCUGCUGCACGCCGCGGCCGGCGGCUGCGCCGACGCGCUGCGCCUGCUGCUGGCCGCGGGCGCGCGCCACGACGCGCGGGACUACACGGGCCACACGGCGCUGCAGUACGCGGCGCGCGCCGGCCACGGGCCCGCCGUCCGGCUGCUGUGCGAGGCGGGCGCCGCCCAGGGCGCCGGCAGGCACGCGGGCGCCGGAGCGCUGUGCCUGGCAGCCGAGGCCGGCUGCCGCGAGGCGGUGCGCGCGUUGUCUGCGCCCGCGGCCGCCGGGCCCGACGCGUGGGGCAGCACGGCGCUGCAGUGGGCGGCGGCGCGCGGCCGGGACGCGGCGGUGGCGCUGCUGCUGGAGGAGGGCCGCGCAGACGUGCGCGCCGCGGACCGGGACGGCGUGACGGCGCUGCACGCGGCCGCCGCCCGCUGCGGAGCGCCCACCUUGGAGGCGCUGCUGCGCGCCGGCGCGGACCCGGCCGCUGCGGACGGCGAGCUGGCGCAGCCGCUGCACUGGGCGGCCGCCGCGGGCAACGCGGCCGCGCUCGCCGCGCUGCUGGAAGCGUGCCGCGGCCGCACGUGCGACCCGCCCGACGCCACCGGCCAGACGCCGCUGCACUACGCGGCGCGAGCCGGCUGCGUGGCCGCGGUGCGCGCGCUGCUGGCCGCGGGCGCCUACCGGCGCGCCCUGUGCGCCGGCGGCCGAACGCCGCUGCACGUCGCGGCGUUUCACGCGCGACCCGCCACCGUACGCCUGCUGCUGGCCGACGGUGCGCAGGACGUCAACAGGCCCGACGACCACGGGCAGACGCCGCUCUACUGCGCGGCCGUCGGCGGCAGCAUCGCGGCGGCCGCCCUCCUGCUAGCUGCCGGCGCCGACAAGGCUGUCUGCAACAAGGCCGGCUUCUCCCCGCAACGGGUGGCGCUCGACCAGGGCCGCCACGACCUGGCCGCGCUUCUGGACGAGAACGACGACAGCCCGGUCGUCGACGAACGCACGGCAAUUCAUUGGGCAGCAGAGGAAGGCAACGACGACGAGGUGGUGCGCCUUCUGCAGGCUGGGGUGGCGCCGGUGGACGCUGCCGACGCGGACGGCCUGACAGCUUUGCACCUGGCGGCAGCCCACUGCGGCGAGCGCGCCGUGAGGGCGCUGCUGGAGGCGCGAGCAGACCCGCACGCGAGGGCGGGCGACGGCCGCUCGCCGCUGCACUGUGCAGCCGCCACGGGCCGCACCGCCAACGUGCGCGCACUGCUCGAGGCAGGCGCCGGGCCCAACGUGCCCGACGCCAGGGAGGAGCGGCCGCUGCACCUGGCGGCGGCCGCGGGAGCCGUGGCGACGGUGCACGCGCUGCUCGACGGCGGCGCCACUGGCGACGCGCGCAGCGCAGACGGCCGCUCGCCGCUGCUGUUCGCCGCCUGGUACGGACACGCAGCCGCUGUCGACGCGCUGCUGACGGCAGGCGGCGCAGACGUGACAGUGACCAACCGGAACGGUAGGUCGGCGCUGCAGUGCGCCGCGCGCAGUGGCUCCGUGCUGACGGCACGCUUGCUACUGGCCGCCGGGGCGGAUGUCAACGUCAGAGACCGCAACGGGAAGACCGCCGUGGAUGUCGCCAAGAAGCGCGACCACAAGGUUCUCCUAAAAGUUCUGCGCGAAUCUUAA
Messenger RNA from Schistocerca serialis cubense, 2657 nucleotides. Its product is annotated as serine/threonine-protein phosphatase 6 regulatory ankyrin repeat subunit A-like. Gene Ontology annotation, cellular component: ciliary inversin compartment. Gene Ontology annotation, biological process: protein localization to ciliary inversin compartment. NCBI's taxonomy places the organism in Eukaryota, Metazoa, Arthropoda, Insecta, Orthoptera, Acrididae. The transcript has 4 exons. The record is from RefSeq and is a predicted model, not a curated record. Gene Ontology annotation, molecular function: protein binding. The coding region runs from base 600 to 2657 and encodes 685 amino acids.